AUGAACGGACUGAGAGUCGCCGCGAAGGCUUGGAACCUGAAGUUGGCGAAUGUGGUGAAGAAGGUUGGGUUGAAUCAGUGCCCUACUGAGCCAUCGGUUUUUGAAGGAACCGUGAAAGGAAAACGGUUUCUCAUGCUCUGUUAUGUGGACGAUUUGAUCUUGUGUGGAAGCUCAGAUGCCAUUAAGUUGGUCACGGAUACUUUGAACCGCGAGCUCAAGAUCAAGGAAACGGGUCGCAUCACUCCGACUGGAGGAAGCAUUGUGUUCUUGGGAAGAGAGAUUGAGAGGCAUGGUGAACAUCUUAGGAUGAGAGUUCCAUCGAAAUACAUGGAAGGUUUGUUCGAGACAGACUUUUGCAAGGACCUGAAGGCGUUGAGUAGUCCUCCUGAUCUUGUGAAGAUCGUUGAAAAGGGUCGCGCUGAUCCUAAAAAGGAUAGCUUGUUGACGGAGGCUGCUGCGAUGCGCUAUCGAGCAGUUCUUGGAAGGAUUGCUUGGUGGGGCCAGUCUCGCCCAGACUUGGCUCGUUGGAUGUCUAUUCUUUCCCAAGGUCAGUCGAAGCCUACAGCGUGUUUUGAGCAUGCUUUGAGGCAAGUGAUUCGUUUCUUGAAAAGCCAGUAUCUUUGUUGGCAUUAUUAUGGUCCUGGGAGUGAGGUCCCAGACGGAGGAUCUGCCACGCUUGAUGUGUAUGCGGAUGCAAGUUGGGCACCGCAAGCUGAACUUAGUGCGAUUUUGACCGCUGUGCAAGAAAGUGAGGGAUUGGCAACUCUGAUUGGACAGUUGGAGAGGAUCCAAGAAGCUCAGACGCUCAAGGUCCUCUGGUGUCCUACAUCAGCUAUGGCUAUGGACGACAUGACGGAUUCUCAGGCGGAUACCCCGAGGGGAUCCAUGGAGGCACCGUACUGGUGCAAGCAGUGCAAAUGGCUUUUUAAGAACAACCAUUCCCACGGACUGGGAUGGACUGAUGAGUACAAGCCCCUGUGCGAGAAGUGCAACGGUGAGAUAAGUGUUUGGGGGUCCAAUGCCUCCCACGCCUUUCAUCUCCGAGAGGGAGAGAAGGAAAAGCGGUUUGCGAAAGGCAACAAAGGGGAAGGAAAAUCCUCCCAGUGGGUGCAAGGCGAUGGUGGAAAAGGUGAUGGCGCCAAUCAGGGUGAGAGCCCGAUGGCGAAGGCUGUGCCAAGGCCUGAUGGACCACCAAGCGUUGUGACGCUGUUUCCGGAGCUCAAUGGGAGUGAGGUGCCAGCUUGGUACACAGAGCUCUGGGGGAAGAUGGGAGUUCGAGGUGCCCCUCUGGACCAGAUGGAUCUCCAACCUUUGGUGGAAUCCUUGUCGGGUGAGGAUGUGGAGUUUUACAAGAAGAGCUUUGAGAAGCUCAGCCACCCGAACUUUGAUGUUUAUGAACAUGGGGUGCCGAUGCCUGGCAUAGUGAUGGCCGUCCUGGAUAUGAGAUCUCAGUACGGUGGAAAGUCGGUCAUCUGGGAGACUGCCAUGAAUGGAGGUUGCAUCUACGUUGAAAUGAGCCCUGGGUUGAGUGGUUUGGCAGUGCUCAUGUUUGUGCAGUACCUGAAGAGGAAAGGGUUCUUGGUGCUUAUCCUUUUGAGUGGGCACCAGGACCAAGGGAUAUUGCGCAUGUUGGAUCUGCUUUACACACUGCCCAUUUUGGGAGUGGAGAGAUGCACGAAGGAUGAUCUGGAGACCACUUCCCAUCCUCCCUGGGUGUGCCGGUGGAAAGAGCAUGCUCAGAAAGGCAACGUGGUGUUUGCGACUAUGUUGCCCAAGGUGUAUUGGAUGUCUGACUUGACAUGCCAAACCAUUAAGGUUUUCGACCCGAAGAUGAAAGAUCUCGGGAAGCCGUUGCCUUUGUGGGCCUACUUUGCCUACACCAACAACGAUGUGGUGAAGGAAAGCUUGAGUGUGGAUUGCGAUCACAUGGCGGUGAAGCUUCCAACUGGGGUGCUUGAGAGCAUCCGUGAGCCUGUGAUUUGGCAGUGUGACUGCGCGUGGCAUGUUGCCUCGGACUACGCCAGCCGGUUCAAUACGAACCUCCCGUGCAUCCUGUGGGAGCACAUCUGGAAGUUUUUGGGUGGGAACACUCAGAAGCUGGUGGAUGUUGAGCUCAGUGUGGAGCAAGCCGUGUUGGCGGCUGUUGCUGCUCACGACUUGGAGGUUGAAGCUGAGAAGAAGAGAAAGAGGCGAGCGGAACUGGAUGCAGCUGAGGAGGAAGCUGCAAAGAAGGCCAGGUUGGAGCAACCAUCUCCAAGUUCCCCGCCUGCUUCUCCGGUGUUUGAUGGUGCGAUGAUCGCACAGAUCGCUGAGAUGGUGAAUGCUCAGCAGGAUCAUCAGAUGGGCCAAAGGGUUGCUGAGUUGGAGCAGAUGAAGGAUGCAGCAAAGGAUCGCCGAUCCCAGGUGGUUGAAAAGGCCUCUGAGAAGGCUGAUGAGGCAAGGGGUGCAGCUGACCCGAAGUGA
Molecule: messenger RNA, 2463 nt
Organism: Symbiodinium sp. CCMP2592
Lineage: Eukaryota; Dinophyceae; Suessiales; Symbiodiniaceae
Source: the annotation of a GenBank genome assembly